Molecule: messenger RNA, 2356 nt
Organism: Exophiala mesophila
Lineage: Eukaryota; Fungi; Ascomycota; Eurotiomycetes; Chaetothyriales; Herpotrichiellaceae
Exons: 2
Coding region: 1613-1936 (107 amino acids)
Source: RefSeq, a predicted model, not a curated record
AUCCUAAUGUCGACAAGGUGAGGAAAAUGGAUCAAUCAGGCUUUGACGAUCCAUUUGCCCUUUGUCUUAACUAGACGAGAGGUCCACAACAAUGCAGCAGCGACUAUCAUGACUGUGCCUGAGAAGAUUCGGGCGCCGUCAUAUGUGGUCUUUGCAUGUUGAAUAAUGGCGCCAUUAAUGGGAGGGCCUGCCAAUGAAGUCCCGCUUAUUGCAAGGAACAUGCAUCCCAUCCGUCCGCCAAAGGAGCGCAGGUCUUCUGUCAUACUCGCAAUCGCCACGGGAGGCAAGCAUAUGACUGCACCGGAUGCAAAACCAUAGAUCACGAUCAGGGCUAUCAAAGGCCCAGGGCUAUCGACCGCCAACCAUGACAGGGCCGAAAUACCGCAAAUGAGGAGUGCUGGCGCCUGAGUGUUCAAUGGGCCAAGGUAAUCCGAGAUAAACGAGGGGAUAAGACGUCCCAUGAUACUGGCCGCAUUAAGUAUAGGCAGUAGAUACACCAAGGGAAGACCAGAGAUCUCUAGGCCGAUAGAGACGGCCCAUUCUUCGACAAAGGUGAAAAAAGUAUAAAGGCCGAGCAUGGAUACCGACAGCCCUGCUAGGUAAAUGGCAAAUUCGGGCUGGGUAAGGGCCGAGUAUUCGAUAAAGGCAUAUGAAUCCCAUGAUUCGCGUCGCCCAUCCAAACCCCACCACGCGGAUCAGGUGGCGGACCACAAUAGGCAGGAUGAUACCCGCAACAGAAGCGCCAGACGAGACGAUCCCAACUGCAAGUCCUCGUUUACGCUCAAACCACGUACUAGGAAGACCAACUGAGGGGACCAGCAAGCAGCUCGUGCCGAAACCCAGGCAGAUUCCUUGCGAGAGCAAGACCUGGUAAUAUUUAGUCGCGAGAGAUGUCAUCAUCACGCCAAAGACGAUGAGACAGGUCCCAGACACCAACAACUGCCGAUAGUAGCCCAUAUCAAAGUAUCUGCCCAUGAAGGCCGCACCGAACAGGAGCAGGAACGCCUGGAUCGAUCCAAUCCAUGCCACUGCAGAUGUCGACGAUGUGUCUUGAAGGCCUCCCUCUGAGGUAUAGUAUGUCUGGAAGGUUCCAAAGGAAAAGAUCAUGCCCCAGGUGUUGAACAUGAGGAGGAACCCGGCCACCACUUGGAGCCAUGGUCGGAUUCCUAUGUCCGGUGGGUGUAGAACAUGUGAGCUUUCAUCUUCCUUUUGAGUCAAGAAAUCGACGACACUUGAUCGGAUUCGCUUCGACUGAGAUUGUUGCUGACGGCUUUCGAGAUCCACUGGUCGCUUGAAUCAGUAUAACCUUGGAGAACCCAAAGAAGAUCACAGGCGAUCUCAAAUACGCCGAGGAGGGUGACUCAACAGAUCGUCGUACCUUGUUCUUCCUUGACAGGCACCUGCAUCCUGACUCCCACGGGCAAGACGAGACGAAUAUAUAGAUAACGGGGGAUCUCCGCAAAAGUCUCUCGCCGCUCGCUCCAAAGGACUAAUCUAAGGGCACCCACGCAUGUAGGGCAGGGCACGAAAGCGGCUGGUCGUUGCGACUAGUCACGGUCGCGAAUCACGAUUUGGGAGUACUCGACCGCAUGAGCAUUUGCGUGAUAAAUUGAUGAACUGCGAUCCUCCUACCUUGAUACCAAGCGAAAACAGAAACGUCAAGUGGGAGAAGAGGCAGAAGUCUACGUCAAGUCAUCUCUGGGCAUUGGUGAUGUCCGGAGUCAUCACCGACUACUACCUCGUCAGAAUUUGGAGAAGAGGUUCCGCCAAUGUUCAACUCCGAGACGGAUCAGACGGCAAGUUCUCAUCAAGAAAGCGUCAGAGUCGUGUGCGGGGGGAGGGGGGACGUCGGGGGUUGAAUGGAUCGAAUGCGGGACCGUCCGUGAAUAAGAAGAGACCCUUGAGAGAUAACCGUACGCAUUUGCUUGGGACUUGAGAGAGGGUUUCGAUUGUUGUGCUUGCUGAUCCAAGCGUAAAGAAUGGCAUCUUGGAGCAAGAUUCAUGAUGCAUGAGGGAAGAGGGACUCAUGCCUGUCCUGGAGGCAUGGAACUUUUCCCCAAUGAAUGCGACGAGUUCCCCAAACCGCCCGACCGGCUACUAAGCUGUCCUUUGGGCUUACCUUUCCCUUUGGUGAGGGAAGAGAGCGGUGAUCACCGCUGGGGUACGUUGGCCAAGAAGAUCGACCUUGGGUGCUAUUGACGAGAAUUUCUUUGGUAUCGAGUCGCACAGAAACAUCAUGUUCUGAAGGGGUGAUCAGAUAGCUGAACACGAGGCUGAGAAUAAGAUAUAGAAUGAGGGUUUGAAUAUAGAUAUAGUAUCAUGUUUAUAUAUAUGCCAUGGCCCCUGGCGAGUCAGG